UGUGCAGAGCCACAUAAACCCUAGCAACGGGUUCAAACACUCAAAGAACCAUCUCCGAUCACGGCGGAAGAAGCUGCGCAGUCGUAGAAAAUUCUUGUACAGUUCUGUUGCUUCUCGAUCGGAGAUGUUGUCGUCCGUCCGAACCCUCCUCUUACGGCGCAGCCUUUCCUCCGUCCCCAAAGCACCCUCGCCUCCUCUUCCAUCUGCCGAGUCUAGCCGUGUGUUUGGAUUGGUCGCUCUGAGCUCGAUCCAGCACUUCUCCGGCUCCUCAUCUGGAAGCGGCGGAGAUGGAGAUGCUAGUCGGGGAGAAAAGGAUGAAGCUUGGGAUAAGAUCUGGGGCGACUCCGAACAGUCCCAGUCCGCUGCCUCCGGCGGUCUAGGCUGGGGAGAGGUUUCUUCGUGGUCCACAGGGUUGACGAAGGAUCACUUUGAUGGGCAGGCCGUGGGUCGCCAGGUCAAUCCCACCACGAGCGAGAUGGUGGACCAGGUGAAAACUAUGGACGAGGAGGACGAACUGAUGCGGGCACUGGAUAAGGACAAUAAGCAAAACAAGGCAUUCGUCGAUGGGUGGGGGGACAAGAUGAAGGAGACGUGUCAUCUUCUGAAGCAGGUAAGGGAACCUGGGAUUAGGGGAGCGUAUCUGAAGGACUCCGAGAAGGCGGAGAUGUACCGGCUCCAUAAAGAAAACCCAGAGGUGUACACGGUGGAGAGGCUAGCCAAGGACUACCGGAUCAUGCGGCAGAGAGUGCACGCCAUCCUAUGGCUGAAGCAGAUGGAGGAAGAAGAGGAGAAGAAGCAGGGCAAGCCAUUGGAUGAUUCUAUCGAGAUCUUGCUAGAUAACUUCCCUGAGUUUUUCACUUCCCAUGAUAGGGAAUUUCAUGUUGCUUCUCUUCCUUACAAACCUAAUUUCAAGGUUAUGCCUGAGGACUGGGAUGGAAUAACAAGGGACCCUGAUGAAGUUCUUUAUGAGAUCUCAAUGAAGGAAGAUCAAAUGUUGUAUGAAGAGUUUGUGCAAAGAUUGAACUUCAACAAGAAGAAAGUUGCUAGGGAGGUCAAAUGUCAUAAGUAUAGCAGAAGGCGACCAUCAUCAGGAUGGAACUUCACUGUCGAGAAGUUAGGCCCUCGUGAUAAACGUGGAAGUGGCGGCGGCGUGAGGUUUGUCAGCUUGCCGGAUGGAUCAAGCCGCUCUCUGAAUGACAUGGAGAAGAUGUAUCUGAAGAGGGAGACUCCCAAGUUUAGGAGAAGAAUAAUUGCUCCCUUCAAGUGACCAGAGUCACAUCUUCUAUCGAUCAUAAUGUUUUUGCCAUUUCGUUAUUUCAUUUAUCAUCUCUGCCAGAAAAAAAAAAAGAAUGGAACUUUUAGAUAACUAGGUGGAAAAUGGUUUCACACCAUGCAGUUCUUGAUAUCAGCAGCGAACACUUGGGCAUCCUAUACAGAUGGAGACCCUCCCUGAACAUGUUGCUCGGCUGCAAGAUUCUAAUAAAUACAUCUUUGUCAUUGAA
Molecule: messenger RNA, 1502 nt
Organism: Zingiber officinale
Lineage: Eukaryota; Viridiplantae; Streptophyta; Magnoliopsida; Zingiberales; Zingiberaceae
Product: protein GAMETE CELL DEFECTIVE 1, mitochondrial-like
Exons: 3
Coding region: 125-1267 (380 amino acids)
Source: RefSeq, a predicted model, not a curated record